AAGCGACAACGACCACGACAACCACCAGCAACGAUCCCACGACGACAAGAUGGGUGCUCUUAAAUACGUGGAGGAGCUUCAAAAGAAGAAGCAAUCCGAUGUGAUCCGCUUCCUCUUGCGUGUCCGAUGCUGGGAGCUUCGUCAACUUAACGUUAUCCAUCGUGCCUCCCGCCCCUCGCGCCCCGAUAAGGCCCGUCGUCUCGGUUACAAGGCCAAGCAGGGCUACGUUAUCUACCGUGUCCGUGUCCGACGUGGAGGUCGAAAGCGGCAAGCCCCCAAAGGUGCCACCUACGGCAAACCCACCAACCAUGGUGUUAACCAACUCAAAUACCAACGUUCGCUGAGAUGCACUGCCGAAGAGCGUGUUGGAAGACGUUGCGCCAACUUGCGCGUCCUCAACUCCUACUGGAUCAACGAGGACUCCACUUAUAAGUACUUUGAGGUCAUCCUCGUCGAUCCCCAGCACAAGGCCAUCCGCCGCGAUCCUCGUAUCAACUGGAUCGUCAAGCCAGUGCACAAGCACCGCGAAUCCCGCGGCUUGACCGCAGCUGGCAAGAAGUCCCGUGGUCUUGGACGGGGCCACAGUUACAACAAGACCAGUGCCGGCAGACGGAAAACCUGGAAACGCCUCAAUACUCAAAGCUACUGGAGAUACCGUUAAAUGGGCCAAUUGGCAGUGGCGAUGGUUACGGAUAUGGGAUGUACGAUGGUGUUGGUGUCGGUGUUGGAAUGUGCUUUUUCCUUUGGUCUCUGGCCUCAUCUGGUGUAGCCGGCGUUAUGGAACCUUCCAUCCUAGGACAGAAGGAAAAGAAAAUUUUUACCCCAGCACCGCACCGACACCAGCUAUGUGCAUGGUUUGCUACGACUUAAUCGAUUCGGUAAUGCAUAUAGCGAAAAGAAAAACGAGAAUAAACCGCAAAAUUCUUUAUUACACACCUUUGUGUGUUUUUUUUUUCAUGAUUUGGCUGAAUUGUUUGCUACGUAGUUUUACGGGGAAUAGUUUUUUAACGUCAUGUUGAAUACUUGUAUGACUUGCAGUGAUUUAAGUAGUCACACGAAUAUAAACUUUGACUGACGACAUUACUUCUUAUGUUAUCGUCUCUAUUUUAAAAUAAGAAGGCAAGGAAAGGAAAAGGAAGCAAUGAAAAUGUAGACAAGGGAGAGCUACAUAACCGAUCCCAGCCACGCUUUAGGCCCACGAGAAUGUCCAUGGUUUUCAAACUAUGUGGGCAAGGGUAAUAAGGCUUUAUAUAUAAACAAGUAAAAUCCUGACGUGGAACUAAACUGGAGGAUAUUCUCCAUUGAAACUUUCAGUUCUGCUUGAUGAAUGUUGCUGGACCAAGGGUGGGUAGUAUUAUUGGAACCUGAGAAACCUGAUAGUUUCAUGCAAACCAAAUACCCCGUACAUGUAUAGGUCACUCUGCAAAUAGGUAUGAAAGGAGGAAAAAUCAUUGACCGC
Molecule: messenger RNA, 1459 nt
Organism: Histoplasma capsulatum G186AR
Lineage: Eukaryota; Fungi; Ascomycota; Eurotiomycetes; Onygenales; Ajellomycetaceae
Product: 60S ribosomal protein L15
Exons: 5
Coding region: 50-661 (203 amino acids)
Biological process (GO): cytoplasmic translation
Cellular component (GO): ribosome; cytosolic large ribosomal subunit
Molecular function (GO): structural constituent of ribosome; RNA binding
Source: RefSeq, a predicted model, not a curated record